Carassius gibelio (silver crucian carp) is the source of this 1791-nucleotide messenger RNA. RefSeq names its product methyltransferase 22, Kin17 lysine (gene mettl22). Bases 202 to 1266 code for a protein of 354 amino acids. NCBI's taxonomy places the organism in Eukaryota, Metazoa, Chordata, Actinopteri, Cypriniformes, Cyprinidae. The transcript is spliced from 11 exons. Gene Ontology annotation, biological process: protein methylation. Gene Ontology annotation, cellular component: nucleus. Gene Ontology annotation, molecular function: protein methyltransferase activity. The record is from RefSeq and is a predicted model, not a curated record.
UGCCAUAUAACCUUUCUUUAAUGUAUCUUAACAUAUCGUUACGCUAAUGUUUUAGAAUGAUUUAAUACUCUUGGCUAAACUACAAAAAUUAAGUAAACUCCUCCUCGUCAGCUACUCAGUAAAUAUUGUCAGUUCUUCGCCCCAGAGCUGAUUAGAAGACUAGGAGAGCUGCUUCCUUUAGAGAGCCAGGCAGACUUGGCCAUGGACCAGGUCACAUUUAGAAGUGACACUGUUCUAUCUGAUGUGCACCUGCUGUUACCGAACGCUUGCCAUCUCAUGAAGAGACUGAACAGCGUAGGACAGCCAGUCUUCACGUCGAAGUUCAGGAUUCUGCGUGAUUGCGAUGGAAAGGAGUCGAGCGGUGAGUCGCCUGUCCGUGAGAGCACUGAUGCGUCGAAUGUUCCUCUGGAUGAAGAUGGGGACCUGGAUGUGGUCAGGAGGCCCAGAUGCUCCAGCAGUAACAGGGAUGCGGUAUGUCCCAUUAUCUUAAGUCAAUCUGCAGCAACGCUGACUGACGAGGAGGAAGAUUCGGAGGAGGAGGAUGGCGGCCGUGACGUCAUUAGGAUCGAGCAUACUAUGGCGACACCUCUGGAGGAUGUAGGGAAACAGAUCUGGCGUGGUGCUUUCCUAUUGGCCGAUUUCAUCCUGGCACAAGCCAGCAUGUUCACAGGCGCCACGGUCCUCGAGCUUGGAGCUGGAACGGGACUCGCCAGUAUUGUGAUGGCAAUGGUGGCCAAGACGGUGUACUGCACAGAUGUUGGCGAUGACCUUCUGAGCAUGUGUCAGAGAAAUGUGACUCUGAACAAGCAGCACUUUGAACCCCAAGAGAGCGAAAUACGGGUGCGGCAGCUGGACUGGAUGGCCGAUGAUCUCUGCACAGACGCUGAUUUGGACUUCUGCUGGACUGACGCAGAAAUAGGGGACUUGCAUGAUAAUACCACUUUUGUGAUCGCGGCAGAUGUGUGUUAUGAUGACGAUCUUACGGAUGCGCUGUUCAAAACAUUAUACAGACUUGCGAGCAACAUGCAGCACCCCAUCACAACCUACAUCUCCAUAGAAAAGAGAUUAAACUUCACACUGAGACACAUGGACGUGUCCUGUGAAGCAUAUGAUCACUUCCACCACUGCCUAGACCAGUUACAGCAGAUGACAGAUGGAAAGAUGAGUUUCAUGGUAGAGCCUGUCAAGAGCUCCUUCCCUCAGUUCUUUCAGUAUGAAAGGGUGGAACAGCUGGAACUUUGGAAGGUGACGGCAGAGAGACUUUAAUCUAUACAACCAAAGGUUUUCAGCCUCCUUUUAAUGCCAGGAUUUAUAUUUUAAUGUUUGCAGAAUUAAUCUUUGUUUUUUUUUUCUAUUUUAACGUGAAAUUCAAAGUCCUUAGUUUGAUAAUUUGCUUCAAAGUUAUUUAUUUAAAACUUUAAUAAAAAAAAAAAUAGAAAAAAGUUUUUCAGUGAAGGCUUUUCACUGUUCAUGUGAAAACGGGUGCUAAUGAAUGUUUUAUUGUGUCAUGCUUUAUGAGUUUUUCAAAGGAUCAUUGGGAGAGACUUUGGGUUAAUACUGUUGGCAUGUUUUGUGAAUUUUUGAAAACGAACACUGAAUGUAUUGUUGUUGGGGUAGUAUAUUAUUACCUAUGCAAAAACUGUGUUUUGGCAAAUAUACAUUUUAAGACGCUGACGACGAGCAUCCAUUAGUAGAUCUGUAGAACUCAGUGUAAUUCCAUUCAAAUGAAUUAUGCUUGAGCUCACAUGUUAGUGGAUAUGUGUUUUCUAAACUAAUAAAAUCGUUUAAUGA